Messenger RNA from Lycium ferocissimum, 1735 nucleotides. Its product is annotated as scopoletin glucosyltransferase. Bases 182 to 1669 code for a protein of 495 amino acids. The transcript has a single exon. Lineage: Eukaryota; Viridiplantae; Streptophyta; Magnoliopsida; Solanales; Solanaceae. Gene Ontology annotation, molecular function: UDP-glycosyltransferase activity. The record is from RefSeq and is a predicted model, not a curated record.
UUUCUUCAAGGCCAAGACACUCUUUUGCAGCUUCAGCGAAAGUCAGAAAGAAUUCCACGUAUAUAAAAAGUGAGACUCUAAUGCAAUUAAUCAUCGGACAAGAACUGAAAAAACCGCACUUUAUUUCUAUUUCAGUUUUUCAGCUACUACACUUUUUUUUUCUUUCAAACAUUUUCACAAAAUGGGUCAGCUCCAUUUUUUCCUCUUUCCCAUGAUGGCUCAAGGCCACAUGAUUCCUACACUUGACAUGGCCAAGCUCAUCGCUUCUCGUGGUGUUAAGGCCACUAUAAUCACUACCCCUCUCAAUGAAUCCGUUUUCUCCAAAGCAAUUCAAAGAAACAAACAUUUGGGUAUCGAAAUCGAUAUCCGUUUGAUAAAAUUCCCAGCUUUGGAGAAUGACUUGCCUGAAGAUUGCGAGCGACUUGAUCUCAUCCCUACUGAUGCCCAUCUUCCCAACUUCUUCAAAGCUGCAGCUAUGAUGCAAGAACCAUUAGAGCAGCUAAUUCAAGAAUGUCGCCCUGAUUGUCUUGUUUCUGAUAUGUUCCUUCCUUGGACAACCGAUACUGCAGCUAAAUUUAACAUUCCAAGAAUUGUUUUCCAUGGUACAAACUACUUUGCCCUUUGUGUUGGAGACAGUAUGAGGCGUAAUAAGCCUUUCAAGAAUGUCUCAUCUGAUUCUGAAACUUUUGUUGUACCGAAUUUACCUCAUGAAAUCAAGCUGACUAGAACUGAGGUGUCUCCGUUUGAGCAAUCGGAUGAAGAGUCAGUUAUGUCUCGUGUGCUAAAAGAAGUCAGGGAAUCGGAUUUGAAGAGCUAUGGAGUUAUCUUCAAUAGUUUCUAUGAGCUUGAACCUGAUUAUGUCGAACAUUAUACCAAGGUUAUGGGUAGAAAAUCUUGGGCUAUUGGCCCGCUUUCGUUGUGCAACAGGGACGUUGAAGAUAAAGCUGAAAGAGGGAAGAAAUCCUCUAUUGACAAACACGAGUGUUUGGACUGGCUUGAUUCGAAGAAACCUAGUUCGAUUGUUUACGUUUGUUUUGGAAGCGUCGCAAAUUUUACUGUAACUCAGAUGAGAGAACUUGCUUUGGGACUCGAAGCUUCUGGACUGGAUUUCAUUUGGGCUGUUAGAACAGAUAACGAAGAUUGGUUGCCUGAAGGAUUCGAGGAAAGAACGAAAGAAAAAGGAUUAAUUAUAAGAGGAUGGGCCCCACAAGUGCUGAUUCUUGAUCACGAAUCUGUGGGAGCUUUUGUGACUCACUGUGGAUGGAAUUCGACGCUUGAAGGAAUAUCGGCAGGGGUGCCGAUGGUGACGUGGCCAGUGUUUGCUGAGCAAUUUUUCAAUGAAAAGUUGGUGACUCAGGUUAUGAGAACUGGGUCUGGCGUCGGUUCGGUGCAAUGGAAGAGAUCAGCCAGUGAAGGAGUGGAAAAAGAAGCAAUCGCGAAGGCGAUAAAGAGAGUAAUGGUGAGUGAAGAAGCAGAGGGAUUUAGAAACAGAGCUAGAGCGUAUAAGGAAAUGGCAAGACAAGCAAUUGAAGAAGGAGGAUCAUCUUACACUGGACUGACUACUUUGCUGGCAGAUAUAAGUUCAUACGAUUCAUUAAGUAGUGAUUGGAAAAAAAAUAUGUAUGGCUUCCAUGCUCUGUUUUUGUACGUUUUCUGUGUACUAAUUUGAGCAUUACUUUUUGUCUCUUCCUCUAAUAUUAAUGAUUAAUGAAUUAAAAAGAAUAUUUCUGCCCAA